Molecule: messenger RNA, 2369 nt
Organism: Truncatella angustata
Lineage: Eukaryota; Fungi; Ascomycota; Sordariomycetes; Amphisphaeriales; Sporocadaceae
Product: pyridoxal phosphate-dependent transferase
Exons: 4
Coding region: 469-2034 (521 amino acids)
Biological process (GO): carboxylic acid metabolic process
Cellular component (GO): cytoplasm
Molecular function (GO): pyridoxal phosphate binding; carboxy-lyase activity
Source: RefSeq, a predicted model, not a curated record
GAGUCGCGAUACCCGCAAAGCAGGCAUGGCCUCUGCAUCGUACAGAGGUCCGAGCGUAGAGUUUACUCCUAUACUCUUUGACUCACAGCUCAUUGCUUUCGAGCAUUUCAUGGCUGCAAACAAUACACUCCCAUUUUAAUUUCAAUUAAUCAACACCGUAGUACCAGUUGAAACCUAAGGCAUACGAAUAGCUAGAUACCUACCUACCGUUCGGCAAAGGCUCGGGCUAAAUCGCUGACGAAAUCGGCCUUCAAGUCUACGUGCGUUGGGACUAAGAAAAUUAUGCAAGCCGGCAUUAGUCACGUAUGUGGGGGGUUGUUGUAUAAACCUCUCGGGGGUACGGGGACGCCUCGAGAUGAAGUUUUGCAUAGACAAGUAGACUUUUGCAUUCGUGCUAUUAUUUUGUAAAGUAAUUUUUCCUUGCUUCAAGAAACAGGCGACCGCAAACCGACCAAGACGGAGGAAAUAAUGGGCCAGGAUAUCAAGAGUACGAACGGUGUUAAUGGCCAUAUCCACCAUAACGGCGCGGUGUCGUCCCUGACCAGGGCAGCCGAGGUUGAAGAUCUCGUAGAUGCCGUCAAGUCUCUGCUGCUGCCCUUCAUCAAGUCCGCGGAUGAUGCGGCGCCGGAGAGGGCCAGGGGCGGCAAUGUGACAUCUCAGUCAAGCGUACUUGUCGACUCCUAUGCCCCUAAGGCACUGGUGGAACGACUGGCGUUUUCGUUGCCGGAACGAGAGGGUCGAGGGCGUGACGGACUGCUCGCUACCAUCCAGAGUCUCCUGAAGUACAGCGUCAACACCUGGGAUCAAGGGUUUUUGGACAAACUGUACUCGAGCACCAAUGCUGUCGGCGUAGUCUCAGAACUUGUCCUCUCCGUCUUGAACACGAACCUCCACGUAUACAAUGUCUCUCCCGCUUUAACGGUCAUUGAACGGGAGACUGCAAAGUCAUUCGCCGCGUUGUUCGGAUUCACUGGUCCACGUGCUGGCGGUGUGACAUGUCAAGGUGGUUCGUCAUCGAAUCUGACCUCGCUAGUCAUCGCCCGCAACGCACUAUACCCCGAUACCAAGAUCAACGGCAACGGGGCUCACAAUUUCGUCCUUUUCACCAGCCAGCACGGCCACUACUCGGUCGAGAAGGCCGCGACGACCCUGGGUCUCGGAAAAGCGGCUGUCGUUGCCGUGCCCGUGGAUGACGCAGGCUGCAUAAUUCCCAGCGCCCUCCGAGAGGCCGUCGCGCGCUCCAAGGCCGACGGCAAGACCCCCCUCUACGUCAACGCCACAGCCGGCACCACCGUGCUCGGCUCGUACGACCCGUUCCGGGCCAUCUCGGCCAUCUGCAGGGAGUUCAACCUCUGGCUGCACAUCGACGGGUCGUGGGGCGGGAGCGCCGUGCUCUCGUCGAGGCAACGCCACAAGCUCGAGGGCGCGGAGCUGGCGAACUCGCUGACGGUGAACCCGCACAAGAUGCUCAACGUCCCCGUCACCUGCUCGUUCCUGUUGACCAACGACUUGAGUGUGUUCAAGAAGGCCAACACCCUGGCCGCUGGAUAUCUGUUUCACAGUGACGAUGACGACGACGUGGAGGAGGAGACAAAGGAGUACUGGGAUCUCGCGGACCUGACUCUUCAGUGCGGGCGCCGCGGAGACGCGCUGAAGCUGGCCCUCGCGUGGGUCUACUACGGAGCUGCUGGCUUCGAGAAGCAGAUCGAUCAUGCCUUUGACAUGGCUUCGUACCUUGCGACGUUGGUCCAAGAACACCCAGACUUCAGGUUGGUGAGCAGCAACCCACCACCAUGUCUGCAGGUGUGCUUUUACUACGCCCCCGAUGGCGCGUUGGCGGAGGACGAGAGUGAGAAUACCAGACGGACGAGCGAGGUGGUGAAGAAGCUGGUGCCGAGAGGUUUUAUGAUCGACUACUCUCCAGGACCCCAAGGUAGCUUCUUCCGAGUUGUUGUGAACUGUCAAACACUGGAAGGAACCGUGGAGGGGCUUCUGAAGGCGUUGGAAGAGGUUGGCCGAGAAGUGGUGGUAUAGACUGCACAUGGACACCAUUCCACCAUCAUUUCGUGUAAUUCUCUUCCUAUUCAAUGGACUUAUGGUGCUCUACAGAUAUGUGCCAAAAUUCUUAUAUAGCUUAAAAAGGGUUCAGCUUGGCUCCUAGGGGCUUUGCACGGCACGUCCCCAGUGUCGUUCGGAAGCCCUGGCUGGCUUAUAAACAAACACCCGCUUUUCCUGUUUUUUUUACGCCCGUUCUAGGUUGCGCGAUGGGGUGCAAGAUUUGUCCUUUUCGGUGUUCCUCGAUCAGGAGUAGAGAUUCUCCCCCUUCGUUAUACUAUAAGGAAGACUAGCGCAUAACUGCAUCUAUUACA